ACUGUCCAGAUCGUAUCUGAUCCUUUACAUAUUCAAAGUAAAACAAACAAAAAUAAUACUGAAAACCGUCUUUGUUUCGAUCAUUUCAUCCUUAAAGCGUCUUAUGAAAAAUAUUAAACUAAAAACUUGAGAUCCUUUGAUUGCUUUCUUCUUCAAUUCUCUCUACCUGUCACCGGAGAAUCAAAUCUCCUCGUUUGUUGUAAAACACUGCCUCAUCAUUUUAUAUAACUUUCAACUCUUUUUUUAAAAAUGUAUAUUUUUGUUCUUCCACGACGAAUCCACCACUUUUCGUUAUUUUAUACAACUAAUUGUAACUAAACUCAACAAAGUACCCUAAUGCGUCUGCCUAUAUAAACGUAAACGUAAAGCCUCUCCAAAACCGAAAACAAGAUCACAAAAAAAUGGAUGCUCAAAAAUGGAGUUUAAGUUUCAUAUCUCUAGCUUUUCUAUUCAUCACUUCCUCUUCGGCUGAGCUCCUUAUUCAACAGGUCACAGAGGGCAGAGGAAUAGAGCACAACAGUUCUUACAGUCUCGAGGCGAAUCUUGGACUGACAAGAGUGUUAAGAGAUGAGCGACCAUCGAGUAAGAUAGUGACAAUAACAAGCUUCUCCGUGAUUAAGGAGAGAACCGAACCCUACGAAUCCUCUGUUUUUGAGGCUGCUGGUUACAAAUGGAGAUUGGUUUUGUACGUGAACGGUAAUACUAAGGACGGUAAAGGUCCUCAUGUUUCACUUUACGUGAGGAUCGAAGAGACAUGGUCUCUUCCAAGUGGCUGGGAAGUCAAUGUUGACCUCAAACUCUUUGUAUACAAUGCCAAGCAACGCAAGUACUUGACUGUUACAGAUGGACAAGUGAGGCGAUUCAACGAUGCGAGGAAAGAGUUUGGAUUUGCACAACUGAUUCCUAAAUCAACAUUCUACAACACGAACGAAGGUUACAUUGUGCAGGACACUGCUUCCUUUGGUGCUGAGAUCCUCAUCGUUAAACCGGCACAGCAACAAGAGAAAGUCACAUUCAUAUCAAAUCCUCCAAACAAUGUUUUCACUUGGAAGAUACUUCGUUUCUCCACCUUGGAAGAUAGAUUUUACUAUUCCGAUGAUUUCCUCGUUGGUGACCGAUACUGGAGAUUAGGGUUUAACCCGAAAGGGGAUGGAGGAGGAAGACCACAUGCACUUCCACUCUACCUAUACGCUCAAGGCUUUAAGCCAAACGCAGUCGCUACAAACACUUGGGGAGCGGUUAAUCUGCGUUUGAAGAAUCAAAGAAGCUCCAACCACAAACAAUUAUAUUCUGCAGCUUGGUACCCGAUUCGAAGCGGUUAUGGUGUGGGAGUGAACAAUAUCAUAUUGUUUUCAGAAUUAAGAGAUGCAUCGAAAGGGUAUUUGGUGAAUGAUGCCAUUGUCUUUGAAGCUCAAAUGGUUAAGGUGUCUGUGACCAACAUCGUUUCCGUUUAAAGAUCUCUCUACUUCUUUAUCGUCUAUCAAACGUACAACUUUAUGAAUAAAAAGAUACGUUUGUAAUAAGAUGAAGUUGUGUUGAUGCUUGUGAUGUAAUCGCCAGUUCUGUUCCUCGAGUUUCCUUUUUUUUCUGUUAUGUUAAUAAUGAAAUGACAUUCUCUUGGUUUUAACUU
Messenger RNA from Thlaspi arvense, 1630 nucleotides. NCBI's taxonomy places the organism in Eukaryota, Viridiplantae, Streptophyta, Magnoliopsida, Brassicales, Brassicaceae. The record is from the annotation of a GenBank genome assembly.